Molecule: messenger RNA, 2139 nt
Organism: Tribolium castaneum (red flour beetle)
Lineage: Eukaryota; Metazoa; Arthropoda; Insecta; Coleoptera; Tenebrionidae
Gene: IntS9
Product: Integrator 9
Exons: 8
Coding region: 104-2041 (645 amino acids)
Biological process (GO): snRNA 3'-end processing
Cellular component (GO): integrator complex
Source: RefSeq, a predicted model, not a curated record
CAUAUCAAUUAUUUUUUUAAGACAGUUGUAGUUAUGUUCCUCUCUCUUAUUCUAUGGUUAUGUUCGUUUUUUGUCGGCGUUUUAGGUUAUAAACAGUUUUAAAAUGAAAUUAUACUGUUUGAGUAACGACCCGAACAAGCCAUGUCACAUCCUUACCUUCAAGGAAAUAACUUUAAUGUUGGACUGCGGUCUUUCCAUGCAAUCAGUAUUAAAUUUCCUCCCUUUAUCAUUUGUUGCCUCGAGUAAAUUAUCAAACUUACCAAACUGGAUGCCAAACGACGUCUCUGAUUCAGAUUUGGAAGGAGAAUUGAAAGAGAAUGGGGACCGCAUUUUUGUCGACUCACCGCCGGAAUUUUGCCCCCCUUUAAACAAACUCAUAGAUUUUGCCCAAGUCGACGUUAUCUUAAUUUCGAAUUAUUUGUGCAUGAUGGCACUGCCAUUUAUCACAGAAGGGACUGGGUUCCAAGGUAGGGUGUACGCCACUGAGCCCACUCUCCAAAUCGGACGACUACUACUCGAGGAACUCGUUAAUUACAUUGACCAGUGCCCCAAAGCCAGUUUCGCAACCCAGUGGAAAAAUCUCAUUCAUAAAUUACCCUAUCCUUUGAGCGACUCCUUCAAGCCCAAAUCCUGGAAACAACUCUACAACAUGAACGACGUCAAUGCGAGUUUAUCGCGCAUACAGAUGGUGGGCUACAACGAGAAAAUUGACGUUUACGGGGCUUUGAAAGUGAUGCCUUCAAGCUCCGGCUUUUGCCUCGGCUCCUCCAACUGGAUCAUCACCUCCGACCACGAAAAGAUCGUCUAUUUGAGCGGCUCAAGCACCCUCACCACCCACCCCCGCCCCAUGGACCACCACUCCCUCAAAAACGCCGAUGUCUUGAUCAUGACAGACCUCACACAAACCCCCAUCAGUAACCCGGACUCGAUGUUGGGCGUUUUGUGCGUGGUGGUGGGGCUCACGCUACGUGGGGGAGGCAAUGUUUUAAUCCCGUGCUAUCCCACGGGAGUUGUCUACGAUUUAUUUGAGUGCUUGUCGGUGAAAAUGCAAGAUUUGGGCGUUUCGAACUGUCCCAUGUUUUUCGUGUCUCCAGUGGCUGAUACUAGCCUAGCCUACUCUAAUAUUUUAGCCGAGUGGCUUUCGUCGGUUAAACAGAACAAGGUGUAUGUGACCGAAGAGCCGUUCCCGCACGGACUUUUGGUCAAAAACAACAAACUUAAGCAUUUUAAACAUGUUUACUCGGACGGGUUCAGCACGGAUUUCCAGGAGCCCUGUGUUGUUUUUUGUGGGCACCCCUCCUUAAGAUUUGGCGAUGUUGUACGUUUUAUCGAGUUGUGGGGCAAUAACCCAAGGAACUGCAUUGUUUUUACAGAGCCUGAUUUCGACUACACCGAAGCCUUAGCCCCGUACCAGCCCCUGCAAAUGAAAGUGGCUCACUGUGCCAUCGACACUUCGCUCAAUUUCACCCAAGCCAACAAACUCAUCAGGGACUUAAAACCGAACACACUUGUGGUCCCUGAAUGCUACACUCAGCCCCCAGUUUCGGCCCCAAACCUGACCGACUAUGUUAUUGAAAAUAAUCACGACCGUACAUUAAUUCCGUACAAAUGGGGCGAAGUGAUUAACUUGCCUUUGAAGCGGAAACAUAGUCAGAUUUUUAUUGAAACCGGAGUUGCUCAAAAAAUUGUGCCGGUGGAAGUGAAGCCUGGGAUUAGUUUAUCGAGUAUUACGGGGACUUUGAGUAUUAAAGACAACGUGCACAGCAUACAGGAUUUGUCGUCCAGUGUGAAUAAGGCGAGUAAACACGUCAAGUAUGAGUGGGGGAGUUUGAAUGUGACUGAUUUUUUGCAAAAGUUGAGUCAGGAGGGGAUUAGUGAGCCGAAGGUGGAGUCGCAUGGGAAUGUCGUUGUUAUACAUUUGCAAGAGGAAGACGCGUUGAUUCAGUUGGAAGACAAUAGUACGCACGUGGUGUGCACUGGUGACGAAACUUUGAGGACAAAGCUGCGCAGUAUCGUUAUGCAGUGUUUGAAGAAGUUUUAGUCAGGCGUUUAAACAAUUUAUUACAUUGAAUAUCGUAUUUCACAUGUAUAUAAUAUGUAUGCAGAAGUAGACAAAGAUGAAAAUACUUGUAUUUAAUA